Molecule: messenger RNA, 1218 nt
Organism: Aptenodytes forsteri (emperor penguin)
Lineage: Eukaryota; Metazoa; Chordata; Aves; Sphenisciformes; Spheniscidae
Product: plectin-like
Exons: 10
Coding region: 133-1218 (361 amino acids)
Biological process (GO): intermediate filament cytoskeleton organization; wound healing; hemidesmosome assembly
Cellular component (GO): focal adhesion; cytoplasm; intermediate filament
Molecular function (GO): ankyrin binding; structural constituent of muscle; structural constituent of cytoskeleton
Source: RefSeq, a predicted model, not a curated record
CAGGUGAAGCUGGUCAACAUCCGCAACGAUGACAUUGCCGAUGGCAACCCCAAGCUGACGCUGGGGCUCAUCUGGACCAUCAUUCUCCACUUCCAGAUCUCGGACAUCCAGGUGACGGGGCAGUCGGAGGACAUGACGGCCAAGGAGAAGCUGCUGCUCUGGUCCCAGCGGAUGGUGGAGGACUACCAGGGCCUGCGCUGCGACAACUUCACCACCAGCUGGCGGGACGGGCGCCUCUUCAACGCCAUCAUCCACCGGCACAAGCCCAUGCUGAUCGACAUGAACCAGGUGUACCGCCAGAGCAACCUGGAGAACCUGGACCAGGCCUUCACCGUGGCCGAGCGGGACCUGGGGGUGACGCGCCUGCUGGACCCCGAAGACGUGGACGUUCCCCAGCCGGACGAGAAGUCCAUCAUCACCUACGUCUCCUCGCUCUACGACGCCAUGCCCCGCGUGCCCGAGGUGCAGGACGGCGUCAAGGCCAACGAGCUGCAGCUGCGCUGGCAGGAGUACUACGAGGUGGUGACGCUGCUGCUGCAGUGGAUCCGCCAGCACACCGUCCUCUUCGAGGAGCGCCGCUUCCCCGCCAGCUACGAGGAGAUCGAGGUGAGGGAGCCGGGACGGCUGGAGCGGCUGCAGCGCAUCGUCAGCAAGCUGCAGAUGGAGUCGGGGCUCUGCGAGGAGCAGCUCAACCAGGCUGACACCCUGCUGCAGUCGGAUGUCCGACUGCUGAACGCGGGGAAGCCGCCGCAGAAGGCGGCCGAGAUCGAACGGGACCUGGACAAGGCAGACGCCAUGAUCCGGCUGCUCUUCAACGACGUGCAGACCCUCAAGGACGGCCGGCACCCGCAAGGGGAGCAGAUGUACCGCAGGGUGUACCCCCUGCACGCGCGACUGGUGUGCAUAUGUGCGGGGAGGAGGAUGCCGGGCAUGGGGGGGACGUGUGGGGAGCAGGGUGCGAACACGGCCUGUCCCUGCGCCCGUCCCCAGAACUCCUCCAAGUCCCGGCUGCGGCACCUGGAGAGCCUCCACGGCUUCGUCAGCGCCGCCACCAAGGAGCUGAUGUGGCUGAACGAGAAGGAGGAGGAGGAGGUGAACUUCGACUGGAGCGACCGCAACCCCAACAUGACGGCCAAGAAGGAGAACUACUCGCUGAGCACCCCCAGCCCCUUAACCCUGCUUCUGCCGCAUCUGCUGCUGCGCUUGCACACCUAUUGA